UCUUCAUUCAAUGUUAGCCGGUGGGCUAGCGAGCUAGCGCCGUACUGUUUGGCUUGUGUAUCUGCUGUGCUUAUUUGGAUUCUGGGCUGGGUUUACUAACGUUACGCGUACAAUUUAAACCGUUUUUAUCUUCUUUUUGUUAGUUCAUAACGCGUUUUACCGCACUGAAUUCAUGUAGCUCGUUUUGUUUAUGUGUGUUUUUUUGUAGAUACUGGGAUAUUGAGUGCAAGACUGUGUAUAAUUGUUUGCCGAACAAAGGAGCAAGCCUAGAUAAAUGGCUAACAUUAGCAGCUGAUUUUUUAUUUUUUUUUUAAAUGUCUAGAAAUGCUGCGAAUAAGUCUAUAAUCGAGUUUAUAAUUGAUCUUCUCGACGUGUACUUUAGGAAUAAAACUCUCCAGCUGCAGAAGAUCAAAUCCAGGCUGAAGAGCGAGUUCGAAGCCCUUGAAGCCGAAGAGAAACAUCUGAGAGAAUACAAGCAGGAGAUGGACCUGCUCCUCCAGGAGAAGAUGGCCCAUGUCGAGGAACUGCGCCUGAUCCAUGCUGAUAUCAAUGUGAUGGAAAGCACCAUCAAGCAGUCAGAAAACGAUCUGAACAAACUUCUGGAGACCACACGACGGCUGCACGACGAAUACAAGCCCCUGAAGGAGCACGUUGAUGCUCUGAGGAUGACUCUUGGCCUGAACCGGCUGCCCAACCUUAACGAGGAAGAGGAGAGGCUUUCGCUGGACUACUUUGAGAAACAGAAGGCCGAAUGGCAGAAAGAGCCACACGAGCCCAUCAUUCCCGAAUCCCUAGCAGCAGCAGCUGCUGCUGCUCAACAGCUUCAGGUCUCCAGAAAACAAGACCCGCGGCAGCCAGCCACUUUCAGACAGCAGCCUCCACCCAUGAAGGCAUGCCUAUCUUGUCAUCAGCAAAUUCACCGCAACGCACCCAUCUGUCCACUGUGUAAAGCAAAGAGUCGUUCCAGGAACCCCAAGAAACCCAAGAGGAAGCCUGAUGAGUAAAUAAAACGGGAACUUAUUUUUCCACGUCCCCCUUUAGAGCUUUGUUUAACGUAAAGCGUGUCAUAGUCCCUUCUGUGUCGUGUACUCGAUCGGAACAUACGAAACUUUAUACGAUCGUAUUGGAAUCAUCCAUGCAAUAAUGAAUAUCGUCAGCAUUACUUUAACACCCAUGCGUAAACAGUUUCUACUGACAUCCAUUUACACAUUUUGACAUUUUUGUGUAUUACCAAGUAAUAGGUGUGUAGUUUGUUAUUAAACACAGAUGGUAUUUGUCUUUUUAUGGUAGCAGAAACUGCAAAUUAUGAUAAAGCAGUGUUUGUAUUAGACAUUAAUAAUGCUGAAAUUGUAGCCUUGCAUGUUCGGUGUCUUUAAAAAUUGUAAUAAUUUAAAAAAAAAAAAAAGGAAAAAAAAAAUCGCGACUAGUUUGUUCAUUUGAUGAACCAAACCUGAUGAAAACAUCCCGUAACCGUUAAUGAAAAGUGUUAAAUGUUGAAUGUUUUUAUAUUUCCGUUUUUAAAAAAAAUAAAAAAAAUAUUUGUCAGAUGGUGUACAGUGCAUUUUAAAUGAUAAACUAUGUUGUUCAAUAAAACACAAGUCAUGCAAUGAUUUAAA
Ictalurus furcatus (blue catfish) is the source of this 1616-nucleotide messenger RNA. Its product is annotated as zinc finger C4H2 domain-containing protein. Gene Ontology annotation, cellular component: nucleus. Lineage: Eukaryota; Metazoa; Chordata; Actinopteri; Siluriformes; Ictaluridae. The coding region runs from base 315 to 1004 and encodes 229 amino acids. The transcript has 4 exons. Gene Ontology annotation, biological process: positive regulation of neuron differentiation. The record is from RefSeq and is a predicted model, not a curated record.